Raphanus sativus (radish) is the source of this 873-nucleotide messenger RNA. Its product is annotated as RNA polymerase II C-terminal domain phosphatase-like 5. Gene Ontology annotation, molecular function: RNA polymerase II CTD heptapeptide repeat phosphatase activity. The transcript has a single exon. The record is from RefSeq and is a predicted model, not a curated record. Bases 1 to 873 code for a protein of 290 amino acids. Lineage: Eukaryota; Viridiplantae; Streptophyta; Magnoliopsida; Brassicales; Brassicaceae.
AUGGCGACUACAUGCAAGCACUGGGUUGUUCACCGUCAAAUCUGUUGUCGAUGCAAAUCUCGAGUGAAAACGAACGGCUUGGCUAGGAUGACCCAGAUGUCAUCACCUUCUUUUUGGCAAAAAAAAAAAUCAUCAGCUUCUCGUGAUCCUGAUUGCGCUCAUCGAAUGUAUUGCGAGGGUCAAUGUUGCCGAUGCGGAUAUGUCCUUAAUAUUUUUGAUGAGUACGUCCCAUCUUUCAGUUACAUCGGCAGGUAUUUGCAGUUGAGCACCGAGUUCGUGGCUUCUACUAAGCAACACAAGUUAAGGAUCGGGCUAGGACAAAAGAAGCUUCACCUGGUUCUUGGCUUAGAACACAUCCUCAUCCACUGCAUCAAACUCUCCCAGAUUGCUGAUGUUGAUUCAGUAUUAUUAAGAGAUGAUAUAUUUCGUCUUCCUAACGACGACAUAUUGGUCAAGUUUCGACCGUUUGUCCGUGACUUCUUGUCGGAAGCAAAAGAGUUUUUUACCAUGCACGUUUACACAAACUAUGGCCCUGACCAUGCCAAGAAAGUGGUCAGUUUGCUCGAUCCGCAUAUGGUGUAUUUCGGGAAUCGAAUCAUUACAAGUAGAGACAGCGACGGUGGUUUGAAGUCAUUGGAACUUGUUUUGGCGGAACCACGUGGGGUGAUUGUCUUGGACUAUGAACCUAGAUUGUGGAGGGAGCGUGACUUCCCUAACCUGGUCAUUAUAUCUCCCAAGUACGAGUACUUCAAAGCAAACAGCAGCAACAAGGUCGUCGGGGUCCUAGCAAAAGCUCUUAAUUUCUUCAAGAAUAAUAAAGUUUUUCGAGGUGGAGGGAAAGAGAAAGGAGCGUUCUGGUGGUGUUCUGGCUGA